AUGUCGGAUCAACAACAACAACAGCUCCAGCGACAAGAAUCCAAUCAAUCCAACCAACAAGAAUAUGCAGACGAUGAAAAAGCUCCAUUUGAAAAUACCAUUUCCAACGGGAUGAUCAAACCCGGUCAACCAGGUGAUGAUGGCGAUUCUACCAAUGCUAUUCGGGAUGUCGCCUUAAACCCAUUGGGAAAGAGGAAGAAGAUGCUAUCUGAACAGAUCGGUGAAGAAAAUUUGAAACAUGUUGGGAAGAAGGAUGGGAAAGAGGAUAAUGAUUCGGGUUCAUUGAAAAUUAGAAUUCAGUUGGAUUUAGAUGUUGAAGUUCAUUUGAGUGCUAGAGUUAAAGGUGAUAUUACUAUUGGAUUACUCUAA
Molecule: messenger RNA, 369 nt
Organism: Kwoniella botswanensis
Lineage: Eukaryota; Fungi; Basidiomycota; Tremellomycetes; Tremellales; Cryptococcaceae
Exons: 2
Coding region: 1-369 (122 amino acids)
Source: RefSeq, a predicted model, not a curated record